UGUGUGUGUGUGUGUGUGUGUGUGUGUGUGUGUGUGUGUGUGCAUGUUCGUGCGGGUGAUGUUCGUGCCCUAUUGCUUCUCGUGGUUGCCCCUUCUUGUUCUUCUUACCGUGCUUAUUUUCUUGUGAGUGUGGUGUCAGCCCUGUACGCAUGUAUUGGUUUCCUGCCACGCAUCAGCGCACGCCUUGGUGUGGCUCAUUCUCUCAUCACCCAGCCUCUUCUGAUACUCCCUGAGCCUCCCUUCGCUCAUUUGACACGCUCCACCCUGGUGAUAUUGCUCCUGUCGCUCGCUCUCCUGGACCACCACCAACGUUCUCUGUCUUUGCCUGUGACGCACCAGUCCCAAUCGUUCUUGAACAACCCGCAUCCCUCCUCGUCAGGUGACAAGCGGUGCGAACAUGAACAAGGCCACCCCCGCCUCGCCAGGGCAACAGAUGAUGGCGGGUGCCUGCGUAAUUGUGGGCAUUAUUGUGGUGACCCUGACCUGCGCGGCCCUCUUUGCGCGGUACGCGCACAACACCAGCAACGUGCCCCUCUUUUCUCAGCACUCUGUGGACGCCACAGCGCCAGCAACCUUCGCCCGCCAAGGCCUGGCAGACCUUCCGAGGAACAUGUCCAAUCAUACGUUCAUCUUUGUUGUCGGAUCUCACCACAGCGGGACAACCCUCAUGGACCUCGUGCUAUGCCAACACAACCACACCUCCUGUCUCCUCGAUACGCCGGCCGCGGAGAAUGAGGGGCAGCUUUUACAGCCCGUGUACAAGCCAGCGCAUGAGCUGGGCGGGCCCUUCAUGUACGGGUACCGGGAAGAAAGCUACAUGACGGAAACAAGCAUGCUGCUCACCCCACUGAACCGCGUGCGCAUCUUCGACGCGUGGGCACGCUACUGGGACCUGAGCAAGCCCGCCCUGAUUGAGAAGUCACCACCGCACCUGCUCAAGAUGCGGUACUUCCAGAGCAUGUUCAAGCGCACCUACUUUGUCAUGACACUGCGCCACCCGCUCGGCUGCUCACACGCCGCAUACACGCAGGAGGGGUUUCACCUGCAUGAGGUGGCCACGUGCGGCGAACAGGAGAUCCAACACUGGCUGCACAUCUACGACACAGCUCGCAAGGACGCCGAAGUCGUCAGCAACCUCGUUGUCCUGCAGCUUGAACGGUUCUCCGGCACAACCGCGCGGGCGGCGCAGGCGUACGUCCAGCAGAUGGAGGCGUUCCUCGGCCUCAACCACGACAUCCACCUGCAGCCAGACCCGAGCGGCGGCGGGAAUGGCGACGGCGCCACCCCGCAGCAGCCAGCACACGCCACGAGGCGGAAGCUGCUGCACUACCACGGGGACAGGCGCCACGUCACCAUCAAGUUUGGGGCCACGCACGCGUGGGUGGACGACUGGCUGCAGGUGGUUGACAUGUCUUCGCCCGUGUGCCAGGCUGUGAUUGAGCGGUACGAGGCGCGGCUUAACGAGUACGGCUACAGCUUGAAAAACCUCACCCAUGUCGCGCAGCCAGUCGCAUUCGCCAACCGCGUCUUGCCAGGCAUCUAAGGGUGUUGUCUUGUGUUUGGUUGAUUUGGGUGUGUUGUCUUGUCUUAUGUGUGUGUGUGUGUGUGUGUCUUGUGUUGUCUUGUGUUGUCUUGUGUGUGUGUGUGUGUGUGUGUG
Salpingoeca rosetta is the source of this 1657-nucleotide messenger RNA. RefSeq lists its product as uncharacterized. The transcript is spliced from 3 exons. The coding region runs from base 398 to 1543 and encodes 381 amino acids. NCBI's taxonomy places the organism in Eukaryota, Choanoflagellata, Craspedida, Salpingoecidae. The record is from RefSeq and is a predicted model, not a curated record.